Sebastes umbrosus (honeycomb rockfish) is the source of this 4079-nucleotide messenger RNA. RefSeq names its product S1 RNA binding domain 1 (gene srbd1). Gene Ontology annotation, biological process: nucleobase-containing compound metabolic process; translation. Gene Ontology annotation, molecular function: mRNA binding; structural constituent of ribosome. The record is from RefSeq and is a predicted model, not a curated record. Lineage: Eukaryota; Metazoa; Chordata; Actinopteri; Perciformes; Sebastidae.
AAGUACAACUUGUCUGUUCCGUGUUCUGCUGUACGGGAAGAUAGUAAGAUAGUCCAUACAUGUAUAUGACACGUUGUUGUGCUGUUUAGCAAAGCGAACUGUGCUAGCGUCAGCGAGGAGCGCCAAGUUUGAACUAUGAUGCGCAGACCACGAACAACUACUGCCAAAGUGGUAGAGAACAGAGAUCUGGACUCCGACUUGUCCUUUUCCCAGACGGCGAGUAGUGAUGAGGAGGAUAAUGAGGAAUGGAGGCCAACAGAGCCAAAGCCAAAAGCCCCCAGCAAGGCAGCCAGAGCCCCUGCAGCAGCCGGGGAGAAGAAAGCAGCUGCCAAGAGAACUGCUAAACCGAAGGAGCCAAAAGCACCCAAACAACCUAAAGCUCCUAAAGUGCCUAAAGUUCCUAAACCAAGGGCACCACCCAAACCUGCAGCAGAGCGAAAAACACAGGCCCGUAAAGUCCCAAAGAGUCCUGGUGCACCAGGGUUGGCUGGAAGAAAGAGGAAAAAUAUUGAUGAAGGCAAAAAGGAUGAUAAGGUUGGAGAAGACAAAGGAGGAAAACAAAUGGACUGUCCAGAGGGAGAGACGGCCAAAGAGAGUGGACCAAGUAUCAGAACAAAGGAGGAGAGGGUGUCAUUUAUCGUGUCAGACGCCCAUCAGGCAGGCGAGGGGUCGUCACUAGCUGGGCUUCAAGCAAAGAAAGAGGAAGUGGAGGAGGAGGAUUUCACAUUUGAUGAGCCCUGUCAAAAGAAGCAGAAGAUCAAUGGUGCCUACGUGGGACAACCAAAUGCUUUACCAUCAUCAGAAGGACAUGCUCUGAAGAAUGAACUCAAUAUGAACUGGGACUUGAUGGAGCUGCUGGCCACCCUGACAUGUGUUGAGCAAUGGGUGUGCGCAAACAUCAUCGGGCUGCUUCGUGAGGAGAACACAGUGCCGUUCAUGGUGCGCUACCGCAAAGAGAUGAUUAACCACAUGGACGCCGAUGCUGUCCGAGACGUCCAGCUGGUGUACGAGGAGUUAUGCUCUCUAGCCAAGAAGACCCAGUCUGUGAUUCAGACCCUGAAGAAGGACGGGGUUUUGACAGCUGAGCUGGAACAAAACCUGAGGAGCUGCCGAUCAGCUGAUGAACUGGAUCAUGUGUAUUCUCCCUAUAAGAAAGGCAGUAAGCUGACGAAGGCUCGCAGGGCCAAAGCACUCGGCCUUGAGGAGGCCACCUCUGUACUCAUUGACGCACCGCACACUCUGGAUUUAAGGACAUGGGUAAAACCUGGUACUGAGGGUCUGUCAUCGGUGGAAGAAGUGGCUACAGGUGUGGAGCAUAUCUUGGCUGAUAUGAUCGCCAAAGACCCUGAGACACUCACCUACGUGAAAACAUUGUGUGACAAAAGCUUUGUGACCAUGCAGUCCGCUGUGUCCAAGUCGGCACUGAAGGAAAAAGAGCAGGAGAAGUCUGUCCAAGGCCCUCAUAAACCAGGGCCCCAGCACAACAAAAACAAGGACAUCGACAAGUUCCACCUCUACGUCGACUUCAACUGCAACAUCAACCGCAUCCAGCCUCAUCAGACCCUGGCUAUCAACCGAGGGGAGAGUCUGAAGAUUUUGACAGUGAAGGUGAACAUUCCCGACAGGGUGAAGAGCGACUUCACUCGGUGGUGCCUCAGCAGCAGAUGGAGGCCGAAGAUGUUUGCAAAAGAAGAGCUUUUUGCAAUCAUCAGGAAUGCUGUAGAGGACUCUUAUAAAAGACUUAUUCUGCCUUUCCUCAUUCGGAGUUACAGGACUAAGCUGACAAGUGCAGCAGAGAAGGAGUCAAUCUCCAUGUUUGGGCGGAACCUGCGGCAGCGCUUGUUGGUGUGUCCAGUCAGAGGCUGUGUCAUCAUGGGCGUGGACCCUGGCUUUAGACAUGGCUGUAAGCUGGCUGUUCUCUCCCCCACUAGUCAGAUUCUUCAUACUGAUGUCGUGUACCUGCAUAGUUCAGGCCAGCAAAGAGAAGCAGAGAAACUGUGCCACCUUAUGAUGAAAUACAGCUGUGCCAGGGUUGUCAUUGGCAACGGGACAGCGUGUCGUGAGACCGAGUCCGUCUUCGCUGACCUCAUCGCUAGGCGCCGUUUUCACCCCCUGGACGUGUCCUACUGUAUAACCAAUGAGGCAGGAGCAUCCAUCUACAGUGUGAGUCCUGAGGCUGUUAAAGAGAUGCCAGACAUGGACCCCAACCUUAGGAGUGCAGUGUCAAUUGGAAGACGUGUCCAAGAUCCACUGGCUGAGCUUGUGAAGAUUGAUCCUAAACACAUAGGCAUUGGAACGUACCAGCAUGACGUGUCAUCUGGAGCUCUUAAGACGGCACUGGACGCUGUGGUGCAGGAAUGUGUGAGCUUUGUCGGUGUGGACAUCAACAUCUGUUCCGAGACGCUGAUGAGGCAUGUAGCAGGCAUGAACGUGGGCAGGGCGCGGAAUAUCGCAGAGUGGAGAGAGCAGAACGGUCCCCUCAUCAACAGAGAGCAACUCAAACUGGUCAAAGGCAUGGGGCCCAAGACCUACCAGCAGUGUGCCGGCUUCAUUAGAAUCAACCCGCAAACCCUACACAGUGCCAAAUCCUCACCUCACCCCGUACCAGGGAAACCAGCGGCUAAGAAGGGCAAAGGAAAGACUGGUGUCAACAUAUCAAACUCAUUUAACCCUCUGGACCAAACCUGUAUACACCCAGAGUCCUACCAUGUGGCACAGAGGUUUCUGUCCCUCGUGGGUGGGAGUGCAGACAAGAUCGGGAGUGAAGGCCUGCGACAGUGCGUGGAGAGCAAGGUUAGGACCGGCAGUGUCAAGGAACUGGCCGGGACGGUGGACACCACACCCGAGACCCUCCAACUCAUCAUAGAUGGCCUCACGCAGCCGCCUGGGUUCGACAUCAGACAAAGUUUCGGGCAGGCGGACUUUAAGCGGGGCAUUGUGUCGAUGAGCGAUCUGCGGGUGGGCGCGGUGCUGACGGGCCGGGUGGACAACACCACUCUGUUCGGGGCUUUUGUAGAUAUCGGUGUCGGCAAAUCGGGCCUCAUCCACAAGAGCAACAUCACCCUGGACAAACUGCCCGUCAGCCAGCGCGGCCGCAGCCUGGCGCUGGGACCCGGGGAACGGGUGGAGGUCCGGGUCCUGAAUUUGGACCCUCAGAGGGGACGGAUCGGGCUGGACCUGAUCAGGAUCCUGCAAUAGAGUCCCCUUAAUUCCCAUAAUUAAUAUCCUUUAAUUGGAGUGGAUUCAUGACAGUAAAAUUAGCUACUGAGAAGCAAAUAAGUUGAACUGAUAUGGUUCUCCUGAGCAGAUAAGCAGAGCUGAGUCAUUUUAACAGGCAAACUGUCACUUAGCGAUCAUGAUAUCACACAGCCAACAACCAAUGUCGACAUAAUUUGCGAGGGCUUGCAAUUUUAAACUGCAGUUCCUGCAUUUUUCUGAAAAAAUGGUCAAAUCAAAAGAAAAUAAUCCAGCUCAGAAACGGCUGUUACAAGUCCAGUCAAAUCACAUCAAACUUCCUCACCCUUCUGGUAAUCGCUGGGAGAGUUUCUCUCCCCUGAAGUCAUUUUCUCAGGUAGUACUUAUUCUCAGCCUGUUAAUGCUAAAUGUGUAUCACUGGGAGUGCUACUUUGGAUUGAACACUAAGCCUGAUUCAGCUUGUUGGCUAGCCGUCUGCAUAGUGCACACUAUACUGUCUACUGGUCAUUAGUGAAGACUUAGAAAAGAUGGGGCGACUCAUUGAGAUGGAAGCCACAAUUAUUUGCACUUUAGCAGUAGAUAGCUUCAUCCUUGAGCUGCCAUUGUUUAUGUUGUAUGAAUAUAUGAUACUUCCAAUAUUAUUCACAUCCUUAAAUAAAUGAAACUCUUCAAGAUAUCUUUUGUUUUGUACCGCUCUGAACAGUUUUUCAAAGCACUCGUUUGUAUCUUUGUUAUUCGAAGCAGACUUUGUUUACUGUGUUUGUGGACACUUGAACAAACCAACUGAGGGGACUCAACAUGUAAUCUUCAACAGACUUCAAACUGUAAAAUGACUGGCUUCAUCUGCAGAUGAGGUUUUGACAUUAAAGAAUAUGUUCUGUAUA